AUGGCGCGACUCGUGCGGAGAUCGACCACAUACUCAUCAACCGGAGGUGGUGUAUACUUGACGUCGUCAGUAGUACCAUCCUUUUGUACUGGUUCUGAUCACCGUCUCUUUCGUGCGAAAAUACGACUUAGCCACACGAUGGAAAAGAACAUCUGCUAUCGGCAGCGAGGGAGAAAAGAAGUUGUCUACGACGAUUGCGUACUCGAGAACUCCUUGUCCCAAGGUGACUGGCACAUCGAGGAGGACCCAAACGUGGACUACGAAAUGCUGCUCAGAGGAUUACGAGCCUGUGCUGAGCGUGCCCCGAAGCCGCGCACGACAAACUUGGAUCGAAUUUCGAAGACCACCAAGGAAUUGUUGGAAAGAAGAAGGGCUUUGAGGCUCGAUCCGAAUGCAUCGCACAUUGAGCGGUUAGUAGCAAACACUAGUUGCAGAAAAGCGUUGCAGGAGGAUCUUUUGAAAUACAUUCAGAAGAAGAUUCUGGAAGCAGCGCAAAGAAGAACGAGUAUAAAGAAGUGCCGCAGGGAUCUCCGCGAAUAUAAUAUUCCGCUAGCAACCUUGCUGAGCGAAGACGGGAUUCGCACGUCUUCUCGUCGUGAGAUAGGAAUCAUUACGGAGAGGUUCUAG
Messenger RNA from Necator americanus (New World hookworm), 627 nucleotides. RefSeq lists its product as uncharacterized. NCBI's taxonomy places the organism in Eukaryota, Metazoa, Nematoda, Chromadorea, Rhabditida, Ancylostomatidae. The transcript has a single exon. The record is from RefSeq and is a predicted model, not a curated record. The coding region runs from base 1 to 627 and encodes 208 amino acids.